CCAUCUCCACUCACUAAUACCCCUCACAUCUACACCUCAACCACUGAAUUCAACCAACCCAUCAAUCCAAGCAGCAUCCGCAAUGGCCGUGGCCAUGGCCUCCACCUCCGCCGCGGUAGUCCUCCAAGGCCUCUCCACCCCUUUCCUCUCCGGCUCCCGGACUCUUCUCAAUGCCACCAUCAGCGGGAGGUCCUCCGCGGCUGCGUCUCGUCGGCUCGUCGUCGUUGCGGCUGCCGCCAAGAAGUCCUGGCUCCCCGGCGUCAGAGGCGGCGGCAACUUCAUCGACCCAGAGUGGCUCGAUGGCUCGUUGCCGGGCGACUACGGGUUCGAUCCGCUGGGCUUGGGGAAGGACCCCGCGUUCCUGAAGUGGUACAGGGAGGCGGAGCUGAUCCACGGGCGGUGGGCCAUGGCGGCGGUGGUGGGCAUUUUCGUGGGGCAGGCGUGGAGCGGCGUACCGUGGUUUGAGGCCGGCGCAGACCCUGGCGCCGUCGCGCCCUUCUCCUUCGGCUCGCUCCUCGGCACGCAGCUCAUCCUCAUGGGAUGGGUCGAGUCCAAGAGGUGGGUCGACUUCUUCGACCAGGACUCGCAGUCCGUGGAGUGGGCCACGCCGUGGUCGCGCACCGCCGAGAACUUCGCCAAUGCCACCGGCGAACAGGGAUACCCUGGAGGCAAGUUCUUCGACCCCCUUGGCUUGGCUGGCACCGUCGAUAACGGCGUGUACGUACCCGACUUCGAGAAGCUCGAGCGGCUCAAGUUGGCCGAGAUCAAGCACGCCAGGAUCGCCAUGCUCGCCAUGCUCAUCUUCUACUUCGAGGCCGGACAGGGCAAGACCCCCCUUGGUGCACUGGGAUUGUAAAUUGUAAACAUGAGGCUUGGACAAAUGUAUUAAUCUACUCUACUGUGUGCAUCGUUCGUCAUGAUUCUGAACAUUAGUCUUCUCCUGUAAAAGAUCUUGUAGAUUAAUUGCUGUCAUUUAAUAACAGACACUAUUUAUUAUC
Messenger RNA from Zingiber officinale, 998 nucleotides. RefSeq names its product chlorophyll a-b binding protein CP24 10A, chloroplastic-like. Gene Ontology annotation, cellular component: membrane. The transcript has 2 exons. Bases 83 to 856 code for a protein of 257 amino acids. Lineage: Eukaryota; Viridiplantae; Streptophyta; Magnoliopsida; Zingiberales; Zingiberaceae. Gene Ontology annotation, biological process: response to light stimulus; photosynthesis, light harvesting in photosystem I. The record is from RefSeq and is a predicted model, not a curated record.